GGGUGGCAGCAGUGCUGCAGGCUUCUCAUGUCAACUGCAGAAGAAGAAGGCGCAUCAGUGGCGGGUUCUCUGAUUCUCUGGCGCUGCAGCUCAUCAAAAGGAUUCAGCCGCCAUGAAUGACCAACAGGACGACGGGAUGAGCGACUUCUCCAACUUGGAGGAUGAAGCUUUCCCUCCUCUUCCUCCCCCUCUGUCCCCUGGAGCAGCUCAGUCGCAGGGCGACCCGUUUGGAGAAGCUGAGGAGGGCGAGGUGUCCAAGCUGGCCGACGUUCCGGCUGCCAAGAGGAAAGGAGUGAAGAGGCCGCAGCCAAAGCUGGACUCCCACAGGCUCACUUCAGACAGAGGAUUGCCGGCUCUGCGGACCUUGUUCGCCAACGCUCUCUUUAAGGGCAAAGGUCACGAGGCGGAGGACCUGCGGCUGCUCAUGCAGAAGAUGGAGAACUGGGCCCACCGGCUCUUCCCCAAACUGCAGUUUGAAGAUUUCAUCGACAGGGUGGAGAAGCUCGGCAGCAAGAAGGAGGUUCAGACCUGCCUCAAACGGAUCCGACUGGACAUGCCCCUCACGGACGAAGACUUCAUGGACAAACCAGGCGCGGAGGAGCCGCCGGCUGGAUUCCAGGAUCCCGAUCCGGUCAUCAGCCAGGCCUCCUUUACCGAUCCUCCAGGUCCGGUCCACUCCACCCCGGUCCCGGCUCCUCCCUCCCUGACCGAGGAGCAGCGCCGGCGGAUGGAGCAGAACCGGCAGCGAGCGCUGGAGAGGCGACUGGCCCGGCAGCAGCAGACAGAGCCCCAGGCUGACACAGGAAGUGACCUCAGAGCAGAUCUCAACGGGUCUACUGAGCAGAACCAGAAGCCAGGAGAACAUCUGGACCCGGAUCCGUCCGGCAGCACAAAGACUCCUCCACCUGAGGUUUCUGAACCCGACCCUUCAGCAGAACUUCCUGCUGAGGAUGAGAAAGAAAAAAGUCCAAGCUCCCAACCCUGAGGUGUGUCAAAAACUGGAUCUCUGCAACAGAAUCUUCUACCAGAACCAAACUACAGAACCUUCCUGGUUCCUGAGCUGGAGCCUGAAAAAGUUCUGCCAUUUUAGUUUAAA
This is a messenger RNA of Xiphophorus maculatus (southern platyfish), 1096 nucleotides long. RefSeq names its product TIMELESS interacting protein (gene tipin). The coding region runs from base 113 to 985 and encodes 290 amino acids. The record is from RefSeq and is a predicted model, not a curated record. Lineage: Eukaryota; Metazoa; Chordata; Actinopteri; Cyprinodontiformes; Poeciliidae. Gene Ontology annotation, cellular component: nucleus; replication fork protection complex. Gene Ontology annotation, molecular function: DNA binding. The transcript has 8 exons. Gene Ontology annotation, biological process: replication fork processing; replication fork arrest; DNA replication checkpoint signaling.